This is a messenger RNA of Podarcis raffonei (Aeolian wall lizard), 5124 nucleotides long. RefSeq names its product transmembrane 9 superfamily member 1 (gene TM9SF1). The record is from RefSeq and is a predicted model, not a curated record. Gene Ontology annotation, cellular component: membrane. The coding region runs from base 95 to 3652 and encodes 1185 amino acids. The transcript has 14 exons. NCBI's taxonomy places the organism in Eukaryota, Metazoa, Chordata, Lepidosauria, Squamata, Lacertidae. Gene Ontology annotation, biological process: protein localization to membrane; vacuolar transport.
UUGUCAUGUGAUUGGGGGGGGGAUGGAGGCGGUGUAAGGCUGGGAGGUGGAUGAAGCCGGAAGAGGAAGUCCAGUGAAUUACCGACCAGGCGAGAUGAGUGGCUUGGGAAAGCUCUUCGGGAAGGGUAAGAAGGCCAAAGCCCCUACCCCGCAGGAGGCCAUCCAGAAGCUGCGGGAGACGGAGGAGGUGCUUGUGAAGAAACAAGAAUUCCUGGAGCAAAAGAUCCAGCAGGAGCUUCAGUCGGCCAAGAAACAUGGGACGAAAAACAAAAGAGCUGCCCUGCAAGCCCUCAAGCGGAAGAAACGCUACGAGCAGCAGCUGGGGCAGAUCGACGGGACCCUCUCCACCAUCGAGUUCCAGCGCGAAGCUCUCGAGAACGCCACCACCAACACCGAAGUGCUCAAGACCAUGUCGGACGCAGCCCGAGCCAUGAAGGAAGCCCAUCAGCACAUGGACAUCGACAAAGUGGACGACCUGAUGGCUGAGAUCACAGAGCAGCAGGAUAUCGCCCAACAGAUCUCUGACGCCAUCUCGAAGCCCGUGGGCUUUGGGGACGAUGUAGAUGAGGAUGAGCUGUUAGCUGAGCUGGAGGAGAUGGAGCAGGAAGACUUGGACAAGGAGCUGCUGAAUGUUGGGGAACCCACCCCUGAGUUGCCCAGCGUGCCUGCCUCUCGCCUGCCCAGCGUGCCAGAAAAUAUCGCUCGGUCACUGCAGGUGAGAGACUCCAGCCUGAGAUCUCCCCCCAUCCCUCGUUCCAAGAUGUCUCCCCUCCUUCAGAUGGGCUUCUCCUGGGUCUUAGUCCCCUUGAUCUGCCCGGUGCUGCGGGUCCGGCUGGCGGCCUUCUUUUUGUCCGGUGUGAAGGUGAGGGAGCGGGACUUGGUGGUGCUGGGCGUGGUGGCGUUCUUGCUGGUGUCGGCUGCCCGGGGCCCGCAGAUCGCUUCCAGGGCCUUGAUCUCGGUGGUCGGCUUCUCAGCCAGGAACUUGAGGACCCAAGGGACUUUGAGCACCUCCAGGAUGUUCAGCCGCUUGGAAGCAGGGCGCAGGAUGCGGUGGACCAGUUCCUGCAGGGGCGAGAGGGACAGGCGAUUUAACCACCGCAAAAGAGGAGGCUGCCGGAUCAAGCCAGGAGGCAUCGUCUAUAAAGAGGCCUUCGUUAGAUCUGAGCAGCUUCUUGAGGUUGGUGUCGUCGAAGGGCAGGUGGGCCACCACCAAGGUGUAGAGGAUAACCCCCAUGCUCCAGAUGUCGGAAAGGAACGGGUUGUAGGGCAGGCCCAGCAAGAUCUCGGGGCAAGCGUAGGCGAAGCUGCCGCAGUAGGUCUGGCUCAGGUGCGAGAAGCAGCUCAUCAUGCGGUACGACGGCGUCGGGGGAGGCUGCGUCUGGGUGGACACCAUCUUGGAGAAGCCAAAGUCCGAGAUCUUGAUGUUUUCACGCUUGUCGAGGAGAAGGUUCUCGAGUUUCAGGUCCCUGCGGUCAGAAAAAGCAGCGGGGAGAAAAAGGAGACAGGGGAUCUUAGGGGAAGGCGGAAGCAGCCGACGGACGUGGCCGGGCCUGCCCUCGGAGAUCGCCUGAAGGACCCCGAGGCAUCGCGAGCCUCCGGCCCCUCGAAUGAUCCGCCACAGCCCUUAGCCGCCGCGCCUCCUCGUUGGCAGCGAGCCGGGGAAGAGCGGCGUUGGGAAGAGAGCGGGCUGGGAGCGGGGCUGAAGGGAGCAACCAGUCUUCUGCGAAUCUCUGGUCCCGCCGGUUUUGAAUUCUUCCUGUUAGUUUGUCUAAUUCUGCACAGUCCAUCAAUUUCAUCCUCCAAUCUUCUUUCAUCGCCCCGGCCCAGUUCCCACUCCCCUUUCUCCUGUUACCACCCCAUGAUGGCCCGCCCCCCGUUUCUUGUCCUCCUCCUCCUCUUCUUCCUCCUUUCCCUCUUAUCCACGGCCUCUUCAGAGACCCACUACCAGCGGGGGGACCCAGUGAUGCUUUACGUCAACAAAGUGGGGCCUUACCACAACCCCCAGGAGACCUACCAUUAUUACCAGCUCCCCGUCUGCUCCCCGGAGAAUAUCCGCCACAAAAGCCUUACCUUGGGGGAGGUGCUGGAUGGAGACCGCAUGGCCGAGUCGAUGUACGAGAUCCGCUUCCGGGAGAACGUUGACAAAAAGGUCCUCUGCGAAAUGAAGCUCACACCUGAGCAGGUGGAGCGUCUCCGGCAAGCCAUUGAAGAGUUGUACUACUUUGAGUUUGUGGUGGACGACCUGCCUCUCCGUGGCUUUGUGGGGUACAUGGAAGAAAGCGGCUUCCUGCCCCACACCCACAAGAUCGGCCUCUGGACCCACCUGGACUUCCACCUGGAGUGGAACGGCGACCGCAUCAUCUACGCCAACGUCAGCGUCCGCAACGUCAAGCCCACCAGCCUGGACGACGUCCGCAGCGUCCUCCCCGUGGCCCACACCUACAGCGUCCGCUGGUCCGAGACGGCGCUGGAGCGGCGAGGCGACCGGCGAGGCAGCCGCGACGACGGCUUCUUCCCCCGCACCUUGGAGAUCCACUGGCUCUCCAUUAUCAACUCCAUGGUCCUGGUCUUCCUGCUGGUGGGCUUUGUCGUCGUCAUCCUCAUGAGGGUGCUCAAGAACGACCUGGCGCGCUACAACCUGGACGAGGAAGCCUCCACCUCGUCCUCGGGCGACGACUUCGACCAGGGCGACAACGGCUGGAAGAUCAUCCACACGGACGUCUUCCGCUUCCCGCCCUGCCGCAGCCUCCUCUGCGCCGUGCUGGGGGUGGGCAGCCAGUUCCUAGCUCUGGGCACGGGGAUCAUCGUCAUGGCGCUCCUAGGCAUGUUCAACGUCCACCGGCACGGCGCCAUCAACUCGGCCGCUAUCCUUCUCUAUGCCCUGACGUGCUGCAUUUCCGGCUAUGUCUCCAGCAACUUUUACCGCCAGAUUGGAGGCGAGCGUUGGGUCUGGAACAUCCUGCUCACCACCAGCCUUUUCUCCGCUCCCUUCUUCCUGACGUGGAGUGUGGUCAACUCGGUGCACUGGGCCAAUGGGUCAACGCAGGCGCUGCCAGCUACCACCAUCCUGCUGCUGCUGACCGUCUGGCUGCUGGUGGGCUUCCCUCUCACGGUCAUCGGCGGCAUCUUUGGCAAGAACCGGGCGGGACCCUUUGACGCCCCCUGUCGCACCAAGAACAUCGCCCGGGAAAUCCCGCCCCAGCCUUGGUACAAGUCCACGCUGGUUCAUAUGACGAUUGGGGGCUUCCUCCCCUUCAGCGCCAUUUCUGUGGAGCUCUACUACAUCUUUGCCACGGUGUGGGGCCGGGAGCAGUACACCCUAUACGGAAUCCUCUUCUUCGUCUUCGCCAUCCUUCUCAGCGUCGGGGCCUGUAUCUCCAUCGCGCUCACCUACUUCCAGCUCUCGGGCGAGGACUACCGCUGGUGGUGGCGCUCCGUGCUCAGCGCGGGCUCCACUGGCCUCUUCAUCUUCCUCUACUCCGUCUUCUACUACUCCCGCCGCUCCAACAUGUCGGGCGCGGUGCAGACGGUGGAGUUCUUCGGCUACUCCCUCCUGACCGGCUACGUCUUCUUCCUCAUGCUGGGCACCAUCUCCUUCUUCGCCUCCCUCAAGUUCAUCCGCUACAUUUACGUCAACCUCAAGAUGGACUGAGCGCCCGCCCCCUCCCUGCGCUCUCGUUGGCCGGCGCCAAGCUCUGCUUCCCCAUUGGCUAGGACAGGCGCCGCUCAAAGGCCGGGCCUCCCGGUUGGCUGGGAGAUCGGCCCGAGCUCGGGGAAACCGGGCUUUUAAACGAUCCGUCUCUCUCGUCAGCUGGGAUCGGUUUCCGAGAGCUCCCCAGCUCACCACAGUGGCGGUUGCUUGAUCGCCGGGAAGCAGCAGGAAACAGGAUCCAAAAGCCCUCCUAUCCUGUUGGUCAGGGCCGCUGGCCCAUCAGCGAACCUGUAAUCUGGCCAAUUAGCGGGCACUGCAACAAAUCCCCCUCUUUCUUUCUUUUAUAAAAAAUAAAUUGGUCGAAACUGCAGUUUGUGCGCUUUGGGGUGGGAAUUAUGGUUUGUUACUCCCUUUAAACGGGUUGAAAUGUGACCAAUCGGGUGAGCUCUCUUCCUAUUGGCUGGGCGGCCUGGUCAGCUGACCAACGCCGGGCUCGGUUAGCCAAUCGCGCUCCUUCCCUUCCAAAGGGAAGUUGGGCUCUUGGUGGCUGACCAGCCGGGAAACGGGGAAGAUUGUUCUGCCUCAAUCCGCUUCCUUCGGAGCUUUUAUGCAAUCGGGUGACAGGUCCCAGCCAAUCGUAUUCGAAAUAAAAACUGGCCCCUACGAGGACCGGCAGGGCCGGCCCUGCAGAUGGAAAUUGCCCCAGCGACCGGCACCACCUUGUCCCUUGGGGUUUCCCCCCUAUGGGAUUCUUAAUGCAGGAGAGAAUUGGCGGGCGAAGGAUUGGAUCACGGUUUCCUCUGAUCAGAGACCUUCAUGGGGGCUAGGUUAAAAUGGAUCUCUCCAUGUUGGAGGGGGACAGGGCCUUGGCGGGCCUUUCCCUGCAGCUUUUUAAGGAUCCCCCUAUUUGCACGUUGUGGGAUAGGCUGCACCAGUGUUUGGGAAUCCUCUAUGUUGUUGGACUACAACUCCCAUCGUCCACUGCCAGCUUCGCCAACGGUCACGGAUGAUGGGAGUUGUAGUCCAACAUCUUCCGGCUUGGAGAACACCGGUUGAUCCCUUCAGAAGGGGAUCCGGCAAGGGAUCCAGCCUCUUCAGUGGAUUUGUUUCACCAGCUGCCGCCACCUCAUGGACAAGGUAGUUCCCCUCCAGUCAGAGGCCUCCCUGCAUUGCGAAUACCUUUGCUCUGCCUCCCUCUCCUACAUUGCCUCCUUUGUUACUCCCAAGGUGCCUGGGGCUGUUAUAGUCUGGAUGGGGGAAGAAGCUGUCUCUUCGCCUUCUGCCACAGUCAAGAAAAUGCCUAUAAUUAUAUAUGGAAAUUAUAUAUAUGAGGAGUUAUGUAUAUUUAGCAAGGAUCGAAGCUAGGGUUUUGUUUUGUUUUUUUAAUUUGAUUUUUGUUUCGUUCCAGCCGUUUCUUUUUACAGAUCUUGAAAUUAAACUUUAUUAAUUAAAAAGAAAAAACCAAAAAACCU